Molecule: messenger RNA, 964 nt
Organism: Talpa occidentalis (Iberian mole)
Lineage: Eukaryota; Metazoa; Chordata; Mammalia; Eulipotyphla; Talpidae
Gene: NUBP2
Product: NUBP iron-sulfur cluster assembly factor 2, cytosolic
Exons: 7
Coding region: 8-811 (267 amino acids)
Biological process (GO): iron-sulfur cluster assembly
Cellular component (GO): cytosol
Molecular function (GO): 4 iron, 4 sulfur cluster binding; ATP-dependent FeS chaperone activity; ATP binding
Source: RefSeq, a predicted model, not a curated record
CGGCGGGAUGGAGGCGGCGGCGGAGCCCGGAAGCCUGGCGGGCGUCCCGCACGUCAUCCUGGUCCUCUCCGGGAAGGGGGGUGUGGGCAAAAGCACCAUCUCCACGGAGCUGGCUCUCGCCCUGCGCCACGCGGGCAAGAAGGUGGGGAUCCUGGACGUCGACCUGUGCGGCCCCAGUGUCCCCCGCAUGCUCGGGGCGCAGGGCAGGGCCGUGCACCAGUGCGCCGCCGGCUGGGUGCCCGUCUUCCUGGACCAGGAGCAGACCCUGGCCCUCAUGUCUGUGGGCUUCUUGCUGGAGCGGCCGGACGAGGCCGUGGUGUGGAGAGGCCCCAAGAAGAGUGCGCUGAUAAAGCAGUUCGUGAGCGAUGUGGCCUGGGGGCCGCUGGACUACCUGGUCGUGGACACGCCCCCGGGAACCUCUGACGAGCACACGGCCGCCCUGGAGGCCCUGCGCCCCUACAGUCCGCUGGACGCGCUCGUGGUCACCACGCCCCAGGCGGUGUCCGUGGGGGACGUGCGGCGGGAGCUGACCUUCUGCAGGAAGGCGGGCCUGCGGGUCGUGGGGCUCGUGGAGAACAUGAGUGGCUUCGUGUGUCCGCACUGUGCGGAGUGCACCAGCGUCUUCUCCCGGGGAGGCGGUGAGGAGCUGGCCCGGCUCGCGGGGGUGCCCUUCCUAGGCUCCGUGCCGCUGGACCCCGAGCUCACGAGGCGCCUGGACGAGGGGCGCGACUUCAUCAGCGAGUUCCCCGGCAGCCCCGCGUUCCCCGCGCUCCGCGCCAUAGUCCAGAAGCUCCUCAGCCGGCCGUCCUGAGAGCCUCGGGCGCGGGGCGCGCUGGUGCGGAGGCCUGGCGUGGGCCGGCCCUCUGCGCCCUCCCUGUCCCGCCGCCAGAGCCGCUGAGGGGUCGUCGCGGGAACUGGGAGCUCGUGGGAGGCGGCGAUUAAACGUGCCCGUCUGGGCUUUCAC